Adineta steineri is the source of this 990-nucleotide messenger RNA. The record is from the annotation of a GenBank genome assembly. NCBI's taxonomy places the organism in Eukaryota, Metazoa, Rotifera, Eurotatoria, Adinetida, Adinetidae.
AUGCUUCUUUCAAUAUUUGUUUUUAUUGGUUGGAUCAUACAAAUCUUGAUAUGCUUUUAUUUUGUUCGUUUUAUUUCCAAUAUUAUUAUUCGAUGUAUUUUAACACUUGUACCUUGUAUAAUAUUAACAUAUGUAGUGGCUUAUGAUCAUCCACCUCUUCAGAUGACUUCAAUGUUAUUUGUGACAUAUUGUUGGUUAGCAUCGAUUCGUUUGAUUCAUUUAAUUGUUCUCACACCUGAUCAAUGCCCAACAUUAAGUGAUUAUAUAUUAAAAUUUCUAUGGAUGUUCUUUCCAAUCGUACGUUGUCCACCAGAUCAACAUCAAAAAUGGCCUAUUCUUUAUGAUUUAGUCUGUGCUGGAAUUAAAAUAAUAGUCAAUCAUUGGAUUUAUAAAUGGCUUCUUAUAUGUGAAGGAAGUGACAGUUGUUUUAGAAGAAUAAUGUUUUAUAUAUUAAUAUUAACAUACUCGUUUCUCUUGGAUAUCCAAUGUGCUAUUCUUCGAACUAUUACUCAUGAUAAAUAUAUGCUGAAGCCAAUGAAUAAUUUUCCAAUAAUGUCACGUUCAUUACACGAAUUUUGGGGUCGACGAUAUAAUCAACUUGUAGGAACUAUUUUUCGGGAAUCACUUUUUCAACCUAUUCGUCAACAUUUAUCUUCUACAAAGAUUGCUCCGUUGCUAGUGUUUUUUACUAGUGGUCUACUUCACACGCAUUUGGCUAUCGUUGCACUCAAAGAUUAUCAAACGAUCAUACCUGCUUUAGUCUUUUUCGUUUUGCACGGCAUGGCUUGUACUAUCGAAGCCCACGUACCAUUUCAAUUACCUGUACUUUUAUCAUGGCUACUGACACAACUCUUUCUUCUUGUAACAGCAUCUUUACAAAUUGGUCCAUUUAUUAGAAUUGGACCGAAGUUUUAUUCUCUCAAUCCGCCACCAUUAUUCGAACAGCAAUGGAUACCAAAACUUCCGGUGCCGAAUUUUUGUCCAAAAUAG